AUGGCAAGUUUUGUGCACCUCUGCCGCAUAGCUCUAGUAUUAGGAAUGGCUAUGGUCAUGGCAGCACCAGCCUAUGCCCAAAUCAGCACGCCAUGUAAUGCCUCAACGCUAAGCACUUUAUUCACACCUUGUAUGAGUUUCUUCACAAAUAGCAGUGCCAAUGGCGCCUCACCAACCACGGAGUGCUGCAGUGCCCUCAAGUCCCUCACAAGUGGUGGCAUGAACUGUUUUUGUCUCAUUUUUACUGCCAGUGUUCCCUUCAGAAUACCAAUCAACAGAACAUUGGCCAUCUCUCUCCCUCGUGCCUGCAAUAUGCCUGGUGUCCCAUUUCAAUGCAAAGCCUCAGGUUCACCAAUUCCUGCUCCUGGACCAGUGUCUCUUGGACCAUCUCCUUCACCAGUAUCAUCUCCAUCUGCUUCCUCAGGAUUUACUCCAACUCCUAGUCCUCAAGCAGCUUCUUCUGUCUUCCCCUCACCAACUUCACCUUCUCUGGCACCAAUGUCUGACACAACUCCUCCACUUUUGACCCCAACAUCUCCACCAGUGGAUUCUGAUACCCCAUCUGCAUCUACGGGAAGGGGCCGCUCUAAUCUGACCCCGUCAUCUGCCAUAUCAUCUUACAGUGUCCCACCUUCAGUUCUAUUAAUUGCAUUGGGAUUUGCUGUUCUCAAAUACUACUAG
Messenger RNA from Gastrolobium bilobum, 681 nucleotides. RefSeq names its product non-specific lipid transfer protein GPI-anchored 20-like. The transcript is spliced from 4 exons. The record is from RefSeq and is a predicted model, not a curated record. Bases 1 to 681 code for a protein of 226 amino acids. Lineage: Eukaryota; Viridiplantae; Streptophyta; Magnoliopsida; Fabales; Fabaceae.